CAAGUGUGUCACGGUCACCAGUUGUUUAUUUGCAUCUCAAUAUCUUGUACGGACAUUAUUGUGUGUAGAGAUCAGAUGUACAUAGCGGCUCCCAAAAUAACAUAUUGAAUAUAUUGAUGUGUGAUGUCUGAUAGAUUUUUAUUUGAUUAUCAGAUUAAGUUUGUAGGUCAUUUAUUUAUUAUUGUCGAGCCUUGAAUGGCUUUCAGUGGGUUAGCUAGCAGCUAGCGCUAACAGAGAGCCGAUUAACCCGUCAAACAGCACAUCAGCACGGAAUCAUGUCGUGUACAUGUGCUUCAGCGGCGAGAAAACUUAUAAAUUCAGCCCAUAAAGGAAUAUCAGGUUCCAGAAUCCAGUUACUGUCACUAAGCCACCGGGGAACUCAUGAGGUUCGUCUGGCACACAGGGUCCCUGUGAGAUCAUUUUCAGAGACGUCUGUGUAUUAUGCUUCAAAAGAUGGAAUGAAGGAUGGAGAUGGUGGGAAGAAAUCUGUUGGUGAAGGAAGUGGAAAAAGAGCCAGCUCCAGUAACUCAGGCAAAGGAGGAAGUCAAAUGCGAUGCCCUAAAUGUGGAGAUCCUUGCACACAUGUAGAAACAUUUGUUUCAUCAACUCGCUUUGUGAAAUGUGAAAAAUGCCACCACUUUUUUGUGGUACUUUCGGAAACUGACACUAAGAAGAGUUUGAGUAAAGAUCCAGAGUCUGCAGCGGAAGCUGUUAAGUUUGCUUUCCAGCAGAAACCCCCACCACCACCUAAGAAGAUCUACGCUUAUCUCGAUAAGUAUGUUGUGGGUCAGGAUCAUGCUAAAAAGGUGCUUUCGGUAGCGGUGUACAACCAUUAUAAACGUAUCUACAACAACAUGCCGGCAGGCUCCAGGCAACAGCAGGUGGAGGUGGAGAAACAGGCCUCGCUCACUCCUCGAGAGCUAGAGCUAAGACGACGGGAGGAUGAAUACAGGUUUACAAAGCUGCUGCAGAUUGCUGGGAUCAGUCCACAUGGAAACGCUCUGGGUGCCUCCAUGCAGCAGCAGUUGAACCAGCAGGCUCCUCCAGAGAAGAGAGGAGGGGAAGUCCUGGACUCCACAUACACCGAUAUCAAACUAGAAAAGAGCAACAUUGUGCUGCUGGGCCCCACUGGUUCUGGAAAGACACUUCUGGCUCAAACGCUGGCCAAAUGCCUGGAUGUUCCCUUUGCUAUCUGUGAUUGCACUACCCUCACCCAAGCUGGCUAUGUGGGAGAGGACAUAGAGUCUGUCAUCGCAAAGUUACUACAGGAUGCUAACUAUGUGAUUGAGAAAGCCCAGCAAGGCAUCGUGUUCUUGGAUGAAGUGGACAAGAUUGGCAGUGUUCCUGGGAUCCAUCAGUUAAGGGAUGUGGGAGGAGAAGGAGUGCAACAGGGUUUGCUUAAACUCCUGGAGGGCACUAUUGUCAAUGUUCCUGAAAAGAACACAAGGAAGCUGAGAGGUGAAACUGUGCAAGUCGACACCACCAAUAUCCUGUUUGUAGCAUCAGGAGCGUUUAAUGGACUAGACCGUAUCAUCAGCAGGAGAAAGAAUGAGAAGUACCUUGGGUUUGGAACACCGUCUAACAUGGGGAAAGGUCGAAGGGCGGCAGCAGCGGCCGAUCUGGCCAACAUGACGGACGGAGAGAUGGACGCGGUGGUCGAGAUUGAGGAGAAGGACCGACUCCUGAAACACGUAGAGGCCAGAGACCUCAUUGAGUUCGGCAUGAUUCCAGAGUUUGUGGGGAGACUUCCUGUCGUGGUUCCACUGCACAGCCUGGACGAAGUGACACUGGUGCGAAUCCUCACGGAGCCACGAAAUGCUGUUGUGCCUCAGUACCAGACUCUCUUUAGCAUGGACAAGUGUGAUCUCAACGUGACGCCUGAUGCCCUGAGAGCCAUAGCCAGGUUGGCUCUGGAACGUAAAACUGGUGCCCGUGGGCUUAGAUCUAUAAUGGAAAAACUGCUGCUAGACCCAAUGUUUGAGGUGCCCCAUUCAGAUAUUGUGGCCGUGGAGGUGAACCAGGAAGUGGUUAAGGGACAAGCAACACCUCAAUACAUAAGAGCUGUGGCUAAAGAUCCCUCUGAAGAGGAGUAUGACUCUGGAAUCGAAGAGGAAAACUGGACAAGACAGGUGGAUGCAGCCAAGAACUAAAAACAACAAACGCCAUGUAAAGUCAUGUUGUUACUUCAGCAAAAUAAGUAACCGAUUAUUUGCCAUCUUAGUUCUCCUAAGGGUCCAUUUCUGACUGUAUGUAUGAUUUGUUAGUUACUUUGGGAACCUUUUAUUCCUUAAAAACAAACCCAAACAUCUUGACCCUUAAAUUACAGAAUUAUGGCUUAAAUGUUUGAAAUCAGCCAAAUGCCUCCUAUAGAGAUGGUUAAUCUUCAUGAAAUGUCAAAGCAUUUUAUUUUAUUUUUAUUAACUUUAUAAUAUGAUUUUUAUUAACUGUUUGGUUGCCCUAGAAAUCAAACAGAGAUAGAAAGUGAGGGGGCUCAUAAUAUAAUCAGUGUAUGUUUGAUUUCAGAUUCCUUUUAACACUUUGCCCUGCUUGGAAUAAAAUUGCACAUUUGUAUCACA
Xyrauchen texanus (razorback sucker) is the source of this 2576-nucleotide messenger RNA. RefSeq names its product ATP-dependent Clp protease ATP-binding subunit clpX-like, mitochondrial. NCBI's taxonomy places the organism in Eukaryota, Metazoa, Chordata, Actinopteri, Cypriniformes, Catostomidae. The record is from RefSeq and is a predicted model, not a curated record. Gene Ontology annotation, biological process: proteolysis; protein catabolic process. The transcript is spliced from 14 exons. The coding region runs from base 276 to 2150 and encodes 624 amino acids. Gene Ontology annotation, cellular component: mitochondrial matrix. Gene Ontology annotation, molecular function: ATP hydrolysis activity; zinc ion binding; protein dimerization activity.